GUCGCGUUCAAACGUGCUGCGGUUUAAUUCUCUAAUUUCAAAUUCAGUUUUUUAGCUAAAAAACAAAAUAAGAUAAACAACAAUAAUAACAAAUUAUUAUAAAUAAAAUAAUGAUAGAUAUAAAUAUAGAAACAAAUGCUAGUUGACAUAUGUUUCUUACGCUAAACUCAAUUACGUUCCGUUGCGUUCCGUUACGUUUUGCGUUAACCGGCGUUUUCUGCGCAUGCGUGCAUUGCGUGCACUGCAACUUGGUGUCUGUGUUGGUGCGACGCUUUAAAUGGCGUUUUAAGUGAAAUUAAAAUGACGGAUGUGCUGUAAUUUGCACACUCACGAUCGCUCGCUCAAUAAAUACAACAAAAACAACGAAUGAAAAAAAAAAAAAGAAUCCAGAGGAAUAAAUAAUAACAACACACGCUGUUUUAGUAGGGGCGUUGUAUAUUGUUGUGUAUUUGUAGCAUGUGCCUUAGUUGAUCGAAUUAAGUGCGAGUUUUAUAGCGCCCGCGGGACCGGGAACUGCAAUUGACUGCCGGCCGACUGGGCAACCGGAAAUGCAAGCCCCCACCCCUCCUCUCCACCCCUCCAACGACAGCAACAACAAACAACAGCAACAAGUGUAACACCCCCGCCCAGGAAACGGCGGCAAUAAGUGCUAAUAAGUGAGCCACAGACUAUAACUAAAACCGGAUGCAGGGCCUCUAUCAUGCUUAGGCGGCUCAUAAUAUAUUUGCCUAAGUAACUUCGUCACGCACUGCGCGCGCGUUGCAUUCGUUACCCCACAAAAAUGCGGCUUUUGCUUCUGCUACGGUGGCCCCCCUCCCACAAAAGGGUCGCCCCCGCCCGCCGCCACCAAAACGCAAGUUAAAAAAAAAAAUACGAGUAAAAAACAAGCAACAGAAAAUACAAAAAUAAAUAAUACAAAGAAGCGGAGAAGAAGAGAAAAAAAAAGAGGGGCAACAAAAACCCAAGGUGCGUUGCACUCGUUUUGUCAUUGAUUCCGCGGAUGCGAAAUAGCAUGCGGCAGUUGCAAAAAAGAAGAAAAAACAGGCAACAGCUGCUGCGACAAAAGCCAGGCCAAAAGCAAAAGCCAAAACCAAAACAGCGAUUAUUUCAAGCAUCCGCCUCCGCUUUACCGCCCCCCAUCCCCCGCAACACACCCUCCGCCCCUGCCAGCGGAAAAACCCUUGCUGCCUGUCUUUUGUAACGUGGCCAGAACGUUGCCGGGCAAUUAUUAUUUUGUAAGACGUUUUACAAUUUAAUGGUUUUCAUGAAUGGACUUGGAUCCGACCCUCUGUCAGCAAAGGAGGCAGAGGGCCCUCCGGUUCAGGUUGAACCAGUUGAUUUGAGCUUACGAUCGCCGCGCGCGAGCACCUCGCAUGGCGGCUCCACCAGCUGCAAAUCCUCGUCGGCCACCAAGGCAGCUGGCUACAGCAAUGGCAAGCAGAGUGGAUCAUCCGGCUCAUCCUCGUCCUCCAACUUUGGAGCGGGCUCAGCUGGAUCCUCGUCGUUGGGGGCCUUUGCCCGCCAGCAGCAGCAGCAACAUCAGCAGCAGCAGCAGCUGCAGCAGCAGCAGCAACAACUCUAUGCCUCCGGUGUGUCCAAGUUGCCAUUCUCGCCGUUCUUCGCGGCCUCGCCAUUCUUUUUCACCUAUCGAAGGAUCAGCGGAAGCGGAAGUGGUGGCAAGCAGGAGGACAACAACAACAGCUGCAGCUACAACAACGGAAGCAGUAGUGGUUCGGCCACAGGAUCUGCGGGGAGCAGCAUGCAGGACUACGACCGCAAGUUCUCGCUGCUGAGCCUGUUCAAGAAUCCCUACAAAUUCGGAGAUGGUCAGGCCACCAGGAAGUCCUCGCCCACGGGAGGAUCCAGCAAAUCCCUGGCUGGAUCGAGUUGCUCCAACUCCUCGCCCAGCUGGAAGAGCUAUGCAGGGUCGGGUUCACCCCAUGCCGCCCUAAAUCCCGCCUUCGGGGGCAUGGCUUUGGGGGCAACGCGCAAGGACAGCAGCAGCUUCAGUGGGAUUAACUUUGGGGGCGGCGGCGGUGGCGCCUCCGCCUUCGGGCGCUCCUCCUCCUCCGAUUCCACGGCCAACGGCGGCUACAAUGAUCUCUCCAAGAACCGCAAGGUACACAAGUGCGACACCGAAGGAUGCGACAAGGUCUACACCAAGAGUUCGCACCUCAAGGCGCACAAAAGAACGCACACAGGUGAGAAGCCGUACGUGUGCACGUGGGAGGGCUGCAUCUGGCGCUUCGCCCGGUCGGACGAGCUGACCCGGCACUACCGGAAGCACACGGGCGUGAAGCCCUUCCGGUGCCAGCUGUGCACCCGGAGCUUCAGCCGCUCGGACCACCUGUCGCUGCACAUGCGCCGCCACUGAGGAUUGGAACUGCCCAUCUGGCCCCGGCCAUACACACUCGUACUCGUACUCGUACUCACAUAUCCGAGAAUACUCAUCUGAGAUGCUGCGGGGAGCAGCUCUUGAUUAUUUAUAUGCACUCGAACCACUUCCAUUGAUCAUUCUUACUGAGACCAGAUAUUCCAUAUCGCUUAAGUAGCUCAAUUUAGACCGUAAGCGGGCUCAAAGCCCAACUUAGAUGUAGUUCAACUAUAGUUAUAGGGCCGAAAGAUUUGUAAAAUUUUUCACAUUUACAGCCCAGAGACAAUUGCCUUCAGAAGCCAAGUUAACAAAGUGGAUUUUAACCUACUACACAUAGAAAUAUCUGCAUAGUUAAAUAUACAUAUACAUAUAUAUAUAUAUAUACAGAUAGUUUUGGAUUGGUGCUAGCAACUUGCGUGUACAUAGAUCUAGAUAAACAUUUACAACCUAGUGCGAUAAGAAGAAAUUUAACUAAUUUUAGAUCAAAUUUUUAUUGGUUAUUAAGUAGAAAAUUUUAUACAAACAAAAAAGAACUACAAAAGAGGCAAAAACAAAAGAAACCGGAAGAGCCAAGCAAAGCAAUAUUUAUAUAUAGAAAUUCUCUCAUCUGUAGGGUAUUUUAAACAUUUUGUACUAUACGCAUAUGAUGUGAUAGUGGAUGAGGAUUUUGUAGGGGUACGAUAAGGGAAUGUUUGUAUUUGAACAAUUUGAAAUGUAUGAAAAUUCCAUAUCUAUCGUUUUCUGUACUUGUUAUAAAACUAAAGCAGAAUAUUUCAUAAAAACUUGCAGCUUCAAUUUAGUGCCUUUAAAUGUUUAGGAUUCAGAUACAAACUACAUUAGAAAUUACUAAUAAAUUAUUUUCUUAUAGAGAAACCUACAAAAUACUGUUAAUUCUUACAUUUACAUUUUUUAAAACACCCUUUACAAUUAUAAGACGUUUUGGUGUAUUGACAAUAUUACAUUUAUUUAUAAUUUUCAUAUGCGUAAAACGCACAGUUAAUUCGAAGAAAUUACAGGAACUAUCUGUUAAAAAAUACUGUUUAAAUUGGUUAUUUUAUGUUCCAUCUUUUUUUUAUUUAGCCUAACUAUCUAUGUAUACACAGUAAGCUGCCUUAUAGCUACGGAACGCACUGCAUUCCCUGGCGAGCCCCAAAAGCAAUUUGCCUCAUACCAACUGUCAUCAUAGAUUUUAGCACACAUACACAUUCACACAAAAGCUAAAAAAAUUGUAUUA
This is a messenger RNA of Drosophila subpulchrella, 3608 nucleotides long. Its product is annotated as Krueppel-like factor luna. Gene Ontology annotation, molecular function: RNA polymerase II cis-regulatory region sequence-specific DNA binding; DNA-binding transcription factor activity, RNA polymerase II-specific. The record is from RefSeq and is a predicted model, not a curated record. The transcript is spliced from 6 exons. Bases 1256 to 2374 code for a protein of 372 amino acids. Gene Ontology annotation, biological process: regulation of transcription by RNA polymerase II. Lineage: Eukaryota; Metazoa; Arthropoda; Insecta; Diptera; Drosophilidae.